AUGAGAGCAUGUAUUGUUAAAUCUCUCUCUCUUCUUCCCUCUCUCUCUCUCUCUCUCUCUCUCUCUCUCUCUCUCUUCUCUCUCUCUCUGUGUUUCUCACUCUCUGAUACGGACAUUUUAAAAUUUUAUGGCUCCAAAGAAUUAAGCCGGCAAAAAAAAAAGAAUCUAUCGACGAAUCUGUUUCGCGACAUAGAGACGUCGGCACGUGUUUGUAAGGCUUUGCAGGUGCGUCUCACCGAGGAAAUUGAUAAGGCGAACUAUACCGGUGCUGUUUCAAAUCUAUCUAUCUAUCUAUCUAUCUAUCUAUCUAUCUAUCUAUCUAUCUAUCUAUCCCAGUUAGUUCAUCUAUCUGUUCUAUCUAUCUAUCUAUCUAUCUAUCUAUCUGUUCAAUCUAUCUCAGUCAGUUCAUAUCUAUCUAUCUAUCUAUCUAUCUAUCUAUCUAUCUAUCUAUCUAUCUAUUUCAAUAUCUAUCUCAUUUGUUCGUAUUUGUCUGUCUAUCACAGUAUGUUCAUAUCUAUCUAUCUAUCCAUCUAUCUAUCUAUCCCAGUCUGUUCAUAUCUAAGUCUGUUCAGAUCUAUCUCUGUUAGUUCAUAUCUAUCUAUCUAUCUAUCUAUCUAUCUAUCUAUCUAUCUAUCUAUCUAUCUAUCUCAUUCUGUUCAUAUCUAUCAUAUAAAGCUAGCAUUAACCGACUAA
This is a messenger RNA of Acanthosepion pharaonis, 693 nucleotides long. Lineage: Eukaryota; Metazoa; Mollusca; Cephalopoda; Sepiida; Sepiidae. The record is from the annotation of a GenBank genome assembly.